CUUCCACUGCACAAAAGCAUCAAAACGAUCUUACACACAGAAAAUGCCACCGGCGAAGAAAGAUCCACCCACGGUUGCGGAAUCAGUACGAGCGCAGCAGGAUGCCGUGUCAGAGGGAAUUGAUUAUUAUGAGUUACCUAAAGCGCUGGUCCAGCGAAUAGCAAAGAGCUCGAUCCCGGAGAACUCCAAACUGCAGAAGGAAACGGUUACUGCGCUGCAGAAGGGAUCAACUGUAUUUAUAAAUUAUCUUGCUGCAACUGCACAUGACAUCGCGACUUCGCGACAGCAUAAAUCCGUGUCGGCAUCUGAUGUUCUCAAAGCGCUUGAAGUCAUUCAAUUUGGUGACAUGGUCGAGCCAUUGCAACAUGAGCUACAGAUUUUCCGAGAAAACGCAAAGAAUCCGAAGAAAAGUGCGAGUGCAAACAAAGCAGCAAACGCAUCAGGAACAGGAGACAGUGUAUCAGGACGCUCAAAGCCAUCGACUUCAAAGGGGAAGGGUAAACCGGAGGCGGGCCAUGGGCCUUCACCCCUGUCUAAUUCUGUCUCAGCCGCAGACGUCGCUGUCGGUGCUUCAAACACAGAUAUGAACAUUAGUGGUGAGAACGAAGGGCGAGAGGUGGAAGAUGAAGAUGGAGAUGAUGAAGGCGAGGGUGAAGGUGCGGAAGAAGAGGAGGACGAGCUCAUUGAUGAUGUUGAGAUUGAGGAAGAUAAUUUCGACUCGGGCGAAGAACAGGAAGAACCUGUUGAUCGGAUGGCUGUUGAUGAAGAGGAGGUGAAGCAGGAUGUGAAAGCUGCAGACCUUGGUGAUCCUGUUGUUGCCGAAUAG
Fomitiporia mediterranea MF3/22 is the source of this 826-nucleotide messenger RNA. Its product is annotated as histone-fold-containing protein. The record is from RefSeq and is a predicted model, not a curated record. Gene Ontology annotation, cellular component: epsilon DNA polymerase complex; CHRAC. Gene Ontology annotation, molecular function: protein heterodimerization activity; chromatin DNA binding. The coding region runs from base 44 to 826 and encodes 260 amino acids. The transcript is spliced from 5 exons. Gene Ontology annotation, biological process: heterochromatin formation; DNA damage response; leading strand elongation. NCBI's taxonomy places the organism in Eukaryota, Fungi, Basidiomycota, Agaricomycetes, Hymenochaetales, Hymenochaetaceae.